AUGGAAGAUACUAAAAAAGAUGAAAGUUUUCAAAAAUAUAGUGAUAUUAUUGGUAAUUAUAUGAAAGAAUUUUAUUAUGUAGAAUUUUAUGUUGUUAAUGCUGUUCAGACAGCUCAAGUUUAUUGUAUUUUGUAUGGUUUUGAGAUGUAUGGAAUUUGUAGAGAAAAAAAUGGAGGAAUAAAAUAUGCUAUUAGAAAUGGUCCUGUUAUAUUAGUUUUUAAUAGUAAAGUUGGCCUUAAAGAUAAAGAAUGGGAUAAUCAUAUCAUUAAACAUGGUGAUUCAAUUAAGGACGUUGCAUUUAAGGUUAACAAUAUUGAUAAGAUUAUUGAUUUAUUGAAAAAUGGUGUUAAUAAUAAAAAUAUAACUGGUGUUAAUAUUAAGGAAAGUAUUUUUUAUAAUGAUAAAUGUAUUGGAUAUAAAAUAAAUUAUGACAAUAGUGAUAUUGUUCAUACAUUAUAUGAUCCAUCUAAAUAUGAUGGAUUUUUUUUACCAGGUUUUAUGUGUUUUGAACCAAAUGUUUGUCAAUAUUUACCAAAAGCUAUUGAAUAUUUAUCUCUUGAUCAUGUUGUACAGAAUCAUCAUGAAGGUACAUUAGAAAAAGUUGCUGAUUAUUAUAAAAAAUCAUUAGGAUUAAAUAGAUUUUGGUCUAUUGAUGAUAAAAUAUGUCAUUCAGAGUAUUCAGCAAUGAAUGCAUGGUUAGUAGUGAAUGUUAGUAAUGAGAUUCAAAUGACAAUAGCUGAACCAGUUACUGGAACAAGGAAAGGUAGAGGACAAAUUCAGGAAUUUCUUGAUUUUCAUGGUGGUCCAGGAAUUCAACAUUUAGCACUAAAGGUUGAAAAUAUUAUUGAGACAGUAACUAAUCUUAAAAAAAGAGGUGUUCAAUUUUUAUCAAUUCCUAAUGAAUAUUAUGAAGAUUUGAGAGAAAGAUUAAAAGGGCAUUAUGUUAGGAUUUAUGAAGAUUUAAAUGACCUUCAAAAAUUAAAUAUACUUGUUGAUUUUGAUGAUAAUGGAUAUUUGUUACAAAUAUUUACCAAACCAGUUCAGGAUAGGCCUACACUUUUUUUAGAAAUUAUACAAAGAGAAAAUUUUAAUGGUUUUGGUGCAGGAAAUUUUAAAAGCUUAUUUAAUGCUCUUGAAGCUGAGCAAAAAAAACGUGGUACAUUAUUUUGUUAA
Strongyloides ratti is the source of this 1173-nucleotide messenger RNA. RefSeq names its product 4-hydroxyphenylpyruvate dioxygenase. Gene Ontology annotation, cellular component: endoplasmic reticulum membrane; Golgi membrane. Lineage: Eukaryota; Metazoa; Nematoda; Chromadorea; Rhabditida; Strongyloididae. The record is from RefSeq and is a predicted model, not a curated record. Gene Ontology annotation, molecular function: 4-hydroxyphenylpyruvate dioxygenase activity. Gene Ontology annotation, biological process: L-tyrosine catabolic process. The transcript has 2 exons. Bases 1 to 1173 code for a protein of 390 amino acids.